UAUUGGCCCGGAGAAGACGACCGGGUCUUGUAAUAUCGUCACAGGGCUGAACUUUCUUCUCGGUCCCAGUCUUUCACAUUACAUACUGGUAUUUUCUAUACGCGUUGAUGUGAAUGAAUAAUAUGGAGCAGUCAAAUUUCUCACUCUUCUCUUCUCUCACGUCUCCUUCUCUGAUUUGCCACUUCCAUUUUCUUCCUUUCCGAUUUAAUCCACCAAAAGGUUUCAGUUCACACACACUCCCUGUCUGUCUCUCUUUUCUGGCUCCAUUUUGGCCUCGAUUUGGUGGUUUUGCUUCAUGGGUUUGUGAACUUGAUGGUUAUGGUUCCUGGGUCCUUGGAAUAAUUUCAUUGCUUUGUGAAAUUGGACCUAGCUGUUUCGUUUUGUACCUUAAAUUGGAUCGACGACAAUGGCUAGACUGCUGAGAAAGUUGCGGCCGGCUGUUCCUGGAAUCUCUGACGGUGAUGAUGACAAAAGAAUCAAUACUGAUUACGAAAUUGCCUUGGAGUACAAUGGCCCUCCUGUCACCUAUGAUAUCCCCAUAGUAAACCCAGUUGACACCAGCCAAAUCCCUGUUGCCGCUUCAGUUUCUUCCGCUUCUCUGUUCGACAAUCUCUCCCUCCCCGUCAUCCAACCUAUUCUUAAGUCCAGUUCUCCGUACAAGGAAUCUUCAACAGUAGAUACCUCCGGUGCAUUAGCUUGUGAUAAUGGUUAUGAGCCCAAGUCUAAUUUAUCGGAUGGAAUUGAAAAUUCGGCAACAAUGGAAUGUUCUGGAGUUCUUGAUGAUGAUAAGAAGGGCGAAGGUUCUCAAAAUUAUAUGAAUCCAACCAAAUGGGAAUCAACGGAGUCUGUUUUAAGCUCACCAGCAGGUUCCUCUCGAAUUUUUUCUUGCAGAGAAGAUGAAAGCGACGAUGAAGUUCCUCGCCAUGUCAAAAGGCCACCAAUUGUGAGAUUUCGUGAUCCGGAAUCGGGCGACGUGAUAGAUCAUGAAGAAUUUUAUCAUUCUGAGGAUGAGAGUAUUCACGUGAUUCCAAAAGUCGAGAGAAACAGGAAAAAAGGAGUAUGCUAUCGAUGCCUUAAGGGAAACCGGUUCGUGGAGAAGGAGAUUUGCAUUGUUUGUGGGGCUAAGUAUUGUUAUGAUUGUGUGCUGAGAGCAAUGGGGUCAAUGCCAGAAGGAAGGAAAUGUGUUACUUGCAUUGGCUUUAGCAUUGAUGAGGAGAGAAGAGGGACGCUGGGAAAGUUUUCUAGGCUGCUCAAGAGACUACUCACUGAUAUGACAGUUGAACAGAUAAUGAAUGCUGAGGUUUUCUGUGAAGUGAAUCAGGUACCACCAGGGCUUGUUUAUGUGAAUGGCGAACCUCUUUGUCAGGAAGAGCUUGUUCAGUUGCAGAACUGCAAAAACCCACCAAGGAAUAUAAGGCCAGGAUGCUUUUGGUAUGAUAAAGUAUCUGGUUUAUGGGGAAAGGAAGGAAAAAAGCCUUCCCAGAUUAUUAGCUCCCAGCUAAACGUCGGGGGCCUCAUCAAGCAAAAUGCCAGCAACGGAAAUACACAUGUAUUAAUAAACGGUAGGGAGAUUACUAAAGAAGAGCUCUGGAUGCUGAAGGCGGCUGGGGUGUCAUGUGAAGGAAGCCCUCACUUUUGGGUGAGUGAUGACGGGUCAUACCAGGAGGAGGGACAGAAUAAGAUAAAGGGUAGAAUAUGGGACAAGACUGCAACAAAGCUGGUCUGCGCCGUCUUGUCCCUGCCAGUUCCUCCUGAUCAUCAAAAUCCUUCUGAAGAAAAGGUGAAUGGAGUUAUUCCAGCCUACGUGAUGCAGAAAUCGAUUAAACUUCUAUUAGUUGGUCAUAACAAAUCUGGCUCGAGUACCAUAUAUAAACAGGCCAAGCUUCUCUAUGAUGUUCCUUACUCCAAAGAUGAACGUCAAGCUAUUAAGUUAGUGAUCCAAAGAAAUUUGUAUAUGUAUCUCGGUAUGGUUCUCAUGGGGCGUGAGCAAUUUGAAGAACAAAGUUUGCUCGAGAAGAGGAAAAGAUGUGUUGUUGAUAAGUGUGGACCUUCAGAUGAUACAUGCCUGAUUGAUGAUAAAACAAUCUACUCCAUUGGGCCAAGAGUGAAAGCUUUCUCAGAUAGGCUUCUCCAAGUUUUGGUGUUGGGUAAUUUGGAACCAGCUGCCACUAGUGAAUAUGCACCAUUUAUUGAGGAAUUGUGGGGGGAUGCUGCCAUUCAGGCCACAUACAACCGGAGGAAUGAAUUAGAAAUGCUAACCAAAGCAGCCACUUAUUUCCUAGAUCGGGCUGUAGAGAUUUCUAGGAAAGAUUAUGAACCCUCUGAAACUGACAUCUUGUAUGCUGAGGGGAUUACAACAUGCAAUAGCCUUGCUUGCUUGGAAUUUUCAUUUCCCGAGUCAGCACAACAUGAAUUAAUGGACCCUGCCUAUCAGCAUGAUCCUUCACUAAGGUACCAACUCAUUAGAGUACAUCCAGGACGCGUAGGAGCAAACUGCAAAUGGUUGGACAUGUUUGAAGACUCUGAUAUUCUCCUUUUUUGUGUUGCCUUGACUGACUAUGAUCAACAUUGUGAAGACUCAAAUGGAGUCUCGACCAACAAGAUGUUGGCGAGCAAGCAGCUUUUUGAAAGUGUAGUCACUCAACCGACCUUUGAGAGCAAGAACUUCUUGCUGAUUCUCACCAAGUUUGACCUGCUGGGGGAAAAGAUUGAACAGGCCCCUCUAAUGCAAUGUGAAUGGUUUCAUGACUUCAAACCUGUUACCAGCAAGAAUUGUCACAACAGCACUAACCCUUCAUUGGCUCAACAUGCUUUCUACUAUAUAGCAAUGAAGUUCAAGACCCUGUUCCGUUCUCUCACAGAUAGGAAGUUGUUUGUUUCGUUAGUAACUGGGUUGGAAAAUGAUACGGUUGAUGAAGCUCUCAGAUAUGCAAGGGAGAUUGUGCUGUGGGAAGAAGAGAAACCCUACUCCAUUAACGAGUUGUCCUCUACCGACAUCGAGGUAACAAAUAUCUUGGUGGGAAUAUCCUACCCCUAUCUAUGCGUUGCCUGUGAUGUUGGAUUACGGAAACAAGAAAGAAGGAGGCUAUCGAACUCAAAAUCUAAAGUAUGUGUACACUGGAUUUUGCACACAUAUUUUAUGGUUGGUUUUCCUUCUCCCUUCCACCUUUUUCUUGAGCUAAUCUGGUGCUCAAGUUUUGACAAAACAAGCCACAUCCUCUGUACGGGUGAAUAGCAUUCCCAUCUCCUUGCCAUGCUCAUUGCUCCAUCAAUACUACAGUGGAAAAGAUAAUUUGCCUCCCUCUCUACUAUUAGUACUAUAAUCUUAUUUUACCGACCAUUUGAACUUUGUGAUAUUCAUGUUUGCAGCAAAAUCAUAAUGCAACCUCAUAAAGAUGCUAGACGCAUACAUUGUUUGGAAUGAAUUAAAUGCAAUAAGAGAGAACCCAGAUCACAGGCAUUUAA
Juglans regia (Persian walnut) is the source of this 3465-nucleotide messenger RNA. RefSeq names its product extra-large guanine nucleotide-binding protein 1-like. Gene Ontology annotation, molecular function: G-protein beta/gamma-subunit complex binding; guanyl nucleotide binding; GTPase activity. Lineage: Eukaryota; Viridiplantae; Streptophyta; Magnoliopsida; Fagales; Juglandaceae. The record is from RefSeq and is a predicted model, not a curated record. Gene Ontology annotation, biological process: G protein-coupled receptor signaling pathway. Bases 407 to 3235 code for a protein of 942 amino acids. The transcript has 9 exons.